GUGCAUCCAAUGGAGAGGGUCGAAGGCAGCCUGCUGGAAUGAUGCUUGCGAAAGCAUCCCACGGAAUGCGGAGGUUGAUGAUGGUAAGAAGAUGCCAUGCAGAAGUCAAGAACAUUCGUUCAGCUUAUUGAUUCAAUGUUGCAUGGCGUCCUUGCUGUGUUUUCUUUUUCUCCCCUCAGAGCUUAUUGAUGUGAAGGGCGGCACAGAGCUUCCGCAAAAGAUCAGUGAGGUCGCCGGCGAUUAUUUGCAACUCAGGGGACCAUCACCCGCACUCCGCGGGUGUUGUGGAGAGCCGACUGAGUUUCAAUGGUUGUUUUUGGGCAGCUCGGAUCAGGCCAUUGCCGGAGAGCCUUUCAGAACAGUUCUCGUGGCGCGUGAUUCGCGUGGCCGUCAGGCACGACCUGCUGCCUGCGGGGCUCUACGAGUCGAUGUCGACCUCACGGGCAAAGCCCAUCUCUCUGGAGGUCCCUUCCGGCCAUGGCGCUUGGCGCAGCUGGAAUUGGACAUUGAGAACGAGCUCGCUGAGGUUGUGCAAGCCGAAGUGCGCAUCGAAAGCCCCGAUCCAGAGGCAGAUAUACUGCUCCACAGAUCGCGGAUACGGUUCACGUCAGGGCCUACGCACACCUUUUCUCUCCGAGUGGACCCGCCUGGUGGUGGCUCCCGGAGAGGCGGAGGCGGAGGUGCUUGGCAGCUACAGGAAGAGCUGACGGUUGUGCUCUCUUCAAAGGAUCAGUUUGGCAACCCGGCAGGGUUCAAUGUGUCUGGACAAGGCAGGCUGUACCUCCGCAGUUCUGUGGGUCAGCAGCAUGUAAAGAUGAUGCCAGCGACUGGUCUCUUCAGCAGCAAUGCCACGGGCCAGGCCCAAGUGCGCUUGAUCGGCUUGCGCCCUGGAGUUGUGGACAUUUGGGUGGAGCAGGCGGGUGGGGAAUACCAGUCAAAGCAGCAGCAGUCGCUCCUCCGAGCCGCAACGACACAGUCAUUGACGUUUUCUCAAGCACAGACAGGUCCGAGUCACAGCUCACCGUCUGCGUACCUGGCGGCUUUUAGGGCUAGAGCUGGACCAGACGAUGCAAAAUGGCAGAGAAAGGCUGACGAGGUCCGGGAAGCGUUCCAACAUGCUUGGCAAAGCUACGCGAAGUAUGCUUGGGGUCAGGACGAGCUGCAACCUCUCUCGGCGGCAGGGCGCAACUCCUUCGGGGGAACUGGCCUCACCAUCCUGGACUCUCUUUCGACGCUUUGGCUUAUGGGCCUGGAUGAAGAGUUCCAAAAGGGGGUCAAGUUUGUCAGCGAAGAUCUAGACUUCGAUCGGGCAGACUCCGACGUGUCGGUUUUUGAGUUAACGAUCAGGGCGCUUGGCGGUCUUCUCGGUGCACACACGUUGUCAGGCAAAGAGAUUCUCCUGGAGCGUGCGAAAGAGCUCGGCGAUCGACUGCUGCCCGCCUUCAAGACGAAUUCAAGGAUACCUUUGCCCACAGUCAAUCUUGCUCGUGGAACCAGCAAAGCCAGCACUCAGCCCAUUAUUCUGUCCGAGGCUGGCAGUGUCCAGGUCGAAUUUCGCAGCCUGGCAGCCAGGACAGGAGAUGCUCGAUUCAAAGGUGCUGCGGACCAGGCCUUUCAGGCCAUCCAGUCCACAGGGAUGCAUGGCAUACUUCCCGUCUUCUUGUCUCCUCCCAGCAUGAUGCCAGUUCAGGCUGUUGCCUCCAAGUUCGCAUUCGGGGCACUGGCAGACUCGUAUUACGAGUACCUGCUGAAGCAAUGGCUUCAGAGCCCGUCUGAGAUGCGCUUCAAGGAGAUUUUCCUGGAGGUGAUGGAUGCAUUGCCCAGCAUCGUCCGCCCGCUGCCUGCUUCGGUCAAAUCGGCAGAGGCCGGUACAACCCGCUUCAAGUUGAUUGAGAUUGCAGCCGACGGCAAUGUCGUUUGGAAGAUGGAUCACUUGAGUUGCUUUGCGCCAGCGUUGAUAGCACUUGGGCUCAUGGAAUUGCCCGCGCAAGAUGUCGCAAGCCGAAACGCGACGUGGUGGCACCUAGCGGAAGGCCUCACGGCUUCCUGCGUGGAGCUUUGGACUUCCAGUCCCUCAGGGCUGGCUCCAGAGUUCAGCAAGGUUAGUGCCAAGCCACCUCACGAUUUCAUCGAGGCAGCCUCAGAUGGGAGGCAUUCGUUUCUGCGGCCCGAGACGGCCGAGUCUUUGUUCUAUCUCUACAGGUUGACUGGUGAUGAAAAGUAUCGCAGAUGGGGCGAGAAAAUAUUUAAUGCCAUUCUGGACAAUGCGAAGGUUCCGAAUGGCUUUGCAUCCGUACGUGACGUGAAGGCCAUCUCGACAUCAAAGAUGGACGAGAUGCAGACCUUCGUAAUGUCAGAAACCUUCAAGUAUCUUUUCCUCCUCUUCUCCCCGGCAGCAGCGUUUGACAUGGACAAGUACUUCUUCAAUACUGAGGGCCAUCCGCUGAAGCGCCAUGAGCUCUGA
Molecule: messenger RNA, 2464 nt
Organism: Symbiodinium sp. CCMP2456
Lineage: Eukaryota; Dinophyceae; Suessiales; Symbiodiniaceae
Source: the annotation of a GenBank genome assembly